Spodoptera exigua (beet armyworm) is the source of this 1554-nucleotide messenger RNA. NCBI's taxonomy places the organism in Eukaryota, Metazoa, Arthropoda, Insecta, Lepidoptera, Noctuidae. The record is from the annotation of a GenBank genome assembly.
GGCGACGCGACGCAGGCCGCACGCAUAUCGAUAUCGCGUAAGCGUAACGUAAUCCACGCGUACACACACGUAAAACAUUACGCCGUGCGAUAAUUCAUAAUUCGAAUAAUGUGCUUGUGUUUUUAAAGUGAUGUUUUAAAUUCAUUGUUUAAUCUGUCUUUUGAAUUUUUUGUGUGGGAUUUAGAGAAAUUGAUAAAAAAUGACGACGAAAACGAAACGACUGGGAUUUCAGCUGAAGACUUUUAUUUUGAUAGCCUGGUUAUCAAUCCAGAGUGGUGAUGGAUACAGCUGUCCGUAUGGCCAGCACUGUGCCCUGGAACCAGCACCUCCGGGGAAAACUCCACCUUGUGCACAACCUGGACUUACUUACUGUGUGCAUCCUGAACCUUAUCCGGAGAAAAUAAUCCGACAGCUGAUAGAAGCAGGACAGUACGACAUUAGCACUCUUCUAUCAGACGAAACCCGCGACGAGUUUUCGCUGAAAAAAAACGACUACCCUUACGAUUAUGGGCCCAAUUCAUUGCCCCACGUCGACCAGAUUUCCCUGGUCAAUGACCCACAUUAUCAAAAAAACUACAAGUUUCAUACGCGAUAUAACCAUGACAUAUUUUCUCAGAAGACCCCGCUCCAACCUCCAACAGCGAGCGACCCGACACCAUACAACAUCAACGCCUACCAUGCAAGCAAUUUCUCCAAAUUCGGUUUCCAUGGUUACUCCCCAAACGGUUAUUGGAACCCGACCAGGAGUUUUGGAGAUUAUGACAAGAAAGUCUUGAGACAGAGUCCUUUCAAUCAGAAUUUCUUCGAGCCAACCAAUUUUUAUCCGAACUAUGAGAGCCAUGAAUGGUUUCGUCCUUCCUCUAGUGGAGUGUCGCAGUACAAUCCUAAUGAGUGGUGGAAAUACGUGUCACCGUCCCGCUCUGACGUGACGAUAGAGAGAUCAGUGACGUUUCCCACUCGCACGGCAACGGUGCGCAGACGCAAGAGAAACGCUGAGUUGGUGAAGGCGGCUGAGAAACGAACUUUAACUGGAGCUGAGGCGUUAAGGAUAGCUUUGGGACUUGCUAACGAAGAUUCUUCCGCAGAACGCCGCCGCCGACAAGCAGCCACCUCUAAUACACAGACUCUCUGCUCCGUCCGAACUGAGUUUAUACCUAUUAGGGCAGCUCUCAAUAACAAAGGCAACUGGAAAUAUGUCGUCAACAUGCCUGAUAACAUGUCACAACUAGUACGAGCUGAGAUUUGCACAUCUACAACAUGCAGUGGGAUAUGCACAGUGCCUCCGGGAUACACUUCACGUUGCGAGCAAAAAUACAUUCAAAAACGUUUGGUUGCACUUCAGUCAAGCGGACAGAAUCUUUACACGGACUUAUUUUGGAUACCGAGCUGUUGCCAAUGCACAUUUACUGCUAAUUCAAAUUGAGUUAAGGCUUCAAAUCUACACAAAUGUGAUUUAUCAUUAAAACAAAGCUUUCUGUUUAAAUGGAAAGUUAUGCUAUUCCCUACUAGAUGGCACUACUAUAGCUAAUGUACUUGCGAACUUGUAAGAUAUUA